GGAUGUUCCUUCAUUUUAGCCGUGGAGCAAAGAUGGCUGUCUCUUUUGGGUUUUAGUUGGAGGAGGAAGAAAAUAACACUGAAAAAACUGUAAAAUAUUUAAAAAGCUUUUCAGAAAAGGAUCAAAUCGUUUAAUAAGUAAGGAGAAAACGCAAGUUAUAAUUGUAAAUGAAGGAAAUAAGUGAAACUGAGACAGGACUGUGAUUUUGUUCUAUCGGAAUAACCCAGCACAACAUAAAAACAACGCGGAGAAAUAUUUUAAAAGUAAACAGAACGUUUCUUUAGCUGUUUUGUUUUCGACUUGGCUCAGCAAAUACAGGUCAAUCUGGGCAGUAAAUAUGAUUAUAUUUUUGUUUUUGUUUGGCUUUUUGCGACAUGUAAGUUUCAAUUAACGACUGAAGAAAGGUGUAUCGUUUCAAACGCCCAGAAUUAUUCUACAUUCGUGUCUUUGAGAUAUUCUAGGUUCAAAUAUACCUCCACGUCAAAUAAAUGUACAGAGACCCCAUUGGAAACCAGAAGAACGAGGAAGGAGAGUAAAUGAAGAAAUCUGAGUGGCUGCCAGCAGUGAUCGAUUAGGCCACUCUGCAUGCUUAAAGGAAACACGCUCUUACGGCGUCCAGCUCCACCCAAAGUGAUGACCUCUCAACCGCCCAACAAUCAAAACCAGCACAACACUAACCAUUCUCCGCACUUGCUGAUCACCAGGAACCUCACCACCAACCCAGGCAGAUCUCACAGCCACGCCCGCGGUCCAUCAGACUCUCACACGUCCUAUAGCUCCAGCUCCAGAGUUUCUGCCAUGGGGGGUGUGGCGUCAACCUCCACACCUGGCAGUGGACGCGGCCCAUCAUCUCGGAGAGCACAGACUGGCAGGUUUGAACCCUGGCCUGAGGAGGCAGUGGACAGUGCCUAUGGUCUGUACUCUCUGCAUAGGAUGUUCGAUAUUGUGGGAGCCCAGCUCACACACCGCGAUGUCCGAGUACUGUCCUUCCUCUUUGUGGAUGUAAUUGACGAAUACGAGCGCGGAGGCAUUCGCAACGGUCGAGACUUCUUCCUAGCUCUGGAGCGGCAGGGGAGGUGCGACGAGACUAAUUUCAGACAUGUUCUGCAGCUCCUGAGGAUCAUUACCAGGCAUGACCUGCUUCCCUACGUCACGCUAAGGAAAAGACAGACCGUGUGUCCCGAUCCAGUGGAUAAGUACCUGGAGGAGACGUCGGUACGCUAUGUUUCACCCAGAAGUGCUGGAGAGAACAGGGGGGCUCCAUCUCAGCGAAGGACGGGCACGCAACCACUCAUCUGCUGCUCCCCAACAGGCCCUCAGGUGUGCUCAGGCAGAGGGAAACCCACCUCUAGUGCCCCCAGCAGGAAGAGGAAGAGAGCUCACAGUGCCACAGAUUGUAGGGAAAAGCAGACCUGUGACAUCAGACUGCGAGUGCGUGCCGAGUACUGCCAGCAUGAGUCAGCCCUCCAGGGCAAUGUCUUUUCCAACAAGCAGGAGGCCCUGGAGCGCCAGUUUGAGAGGUUCAACCAGGCCAAUACAAUCCUCAAGUCCCGGGACUUGGGCUCCAUCAUCUGCGACAUCAAGUUCUCGGAACUAACGUACCUGGAUGCCUUCUGGAGGGAUUACAUCAAUGGCUCACUGCUGGAGGCCCUCAAGGGCGUCUUCAUCACCGACUCCCUGAAGCAGGCUGUAGGCCAUGAAGCCAUCAAACUGCUUGUCAAUGUAGACGAGGAGGACUACCAAGCAGGCCGACGGAAACUACUACGCAACCUGAUCAUAGGGGGCACUGGAGCAAGAGAAGCCUCCUAGGAGACAGUCAACCGGAGUUCCCUUGGGUGUACAUAUAUAAAUAACAUUUACAGAACCGCUCUGUGUGUGUGUGAGUGCGCGCGAGUGUGUGUGAGAGUUGGUGGAUGACCAAGACAGACUGGAGUUCUUUGAGAGGGAUUUUGACGUAACGGGAGGUAACUUUCAACAUACUUUUAUUUAAGGUGUUCAGACAACAUGUAAGGCAUUUACAAGGAAUUAAAUGGAACAAUACAUUUUGCAGUGGUGUGAAUCGAACUAGAAUAUUAAUGAAGACUGAGCUCUCAUGUCUAUGAACUUUAGAAGUCCUUUCAGUAGGAUCUAAAUACACUUUUCCAACUGUGUAAAUCUUGUAAAGCUAUACAUUAGUCUGAUGCAUGAAAUACAUGCAGGGUGGGGCAUAUAACCUGUGCUUACCUUUUGUUUCCCCACAUACCUCAAACUCAGUUGACCUCCUUUAAAGUUUAUAACAGUAAUACGCACAUGUCUUGAGUAACCACAGCCUUGCAUGUUUGCUAGGCAUCGUAAAAUCCAAGAUGGAAAAAAUAUCUGGACCCAACUUGGGCUAUGAUUCAGUCUGGUCAUGUAGAGCUCAGGUCCCAAGAAAUUCACAAGUCCUUCAGAAGCAGGAAUGGAUGUUACUGCUUUAGAAUAAAGUAAGCCUUUUGCUCUUGUUUUUGGAUUGUGAAUAAUUAAUUGCAAAAAAUCUUAAAUUGUAUGCAUUGGUCUGAAGAACCUGAAAAUUACACCUUUGAGCUCAGGCAAGCUAUUGUAGUAUGGCCAAUCCGUUGUUACAAGUAAACGUUUUUCUGUAUGGUCAUCCAACCCACCAUAACUCAAUGCUACAUGGUAAUACUUUGUAAAUGAAUAGUUUAAUAAAGGAAACAUGGUAUUGAUAUUCUAGCAUAAGUAAGAAGUGGUGAAAGUAUUCAUUUAUAACAACAAAUUCCAAGACAAGCCAGAAAACACACAGAUUCCUAUGCUAUUCCAUAAUCUAGGGAUAUGGAGGUUCUCUAGAAAAAGUUAAAUAAGGUCAUCUUUGCUACAGCCUAAGUGCUUUCCUUGAAUUAAUCUUAUUAUUUGUAGCAUUAACCUUAUAUAAUCUAAUGUGUGGGUUAUUUUUGACAGAUUUUAAAUGUCAUUUGAAAAGUGAAGUUGUUGGAAAGUUACCUCUUGUUUGUAAGCCUUUAAAGAUGAGUUUGUGUCCCAUGUACAGUUGUUUGACAGUAUUGGGGUGUUUCAUGGAGCUGUUACUAUCUGAGCUUGUAGUGAAAGUAUCGGAUCAUACAGCAAAUUUGUAUAUGAUAGUAUCAUUGUGAGUUCCUUCUAAAGAAGGCAAAUCCCCCUCCUGUUUGUUGAAAUCUUUCUCAGCUUUAUUAAAGAUUGUUCAGUUUAGUCCUGUUUGUACAGCUGAUUGGUUGUAAAGCAGAGAAUGUCAGUCAAAAUAAGGAAAUAGAGCAGAAUCAUAUUCAGAGGUGUCCUUUUAUAUUCUCUUUAUGCUGUUCAUGAGUACAUGCAUUAACUGGUUACGUCGGUUAACAAGGAAUCAGAUUUUCUUUUUUUCUUUAUCAAUUACAUUAUACACAUGAAGAUGGUAAGGUUUUGCAUCCUUAAUCUGAAUGAUGGCUGACAACCUCUUGGAGAACUUGAAGGUUUCUCCAAUUUGCUUGAAUGUAGCUGGCCAGAGGCAUCCUUUAGUAGAUUCUGGUGAGUCCUGUCCUGUGUGCUUCAUUGCACUCCAGAGAUCAAUGUUUCUUUUGCACAUGUUCUUUUAUCCCUUUUCAAAUAGAAUAGGUGUUUGUAUUAAAGCACAUAGCUCGAUGUGUAUGAGGAAUAACUGUACACUGUCUUGUUCUCAAUAGCUUGUAGUCUUGAGAAAACUGCUUCUUGCUUAUGGUGAUUGAGUCGGUGACAUUCAUCUCUGCAGUUGUUGUUUAAAUGGACCCCCUAGGCAUUGUGCUACCCAUGUGCACUGUUAUAAUUUGCAUACAUUUUGACUGGGGUAGUUAACGGUGGUGCAGAUGAAGAUUUUGGCCUUUGUGCUUCAUUGGAAUUUUUAUUUAAUUUCUGCACUGAAAACGUUUUUGUAUGGUUUUAAAUUAUAGAAUGUUUUGGUUUGACUUCAAAAGAAGCUUUGUUGUAAUUUGUGAAAUAGAGUUCAUGAGUGUACAGCAGCUCUGUUUUGUCCAUUUUAAAGUUUAGGUCACUACUAAAGAUGGUACUUACUUUAUUUUAAUAAGGUGAAACUUCCAACAUAAGUAAACAUUAUUUUUUAUUACAUGUGAAUCAGGUAGAAAGAGCAUGUAUUAAUGCCUGUAAAAAGAACUGUAUAGUGUUAUAUCUUGAAAUUGUUAAAUAUGCUUUUUUAUUAGUGCUAAAUCCUUUCAAAGAACAGCUGCACCCCAUGUAAUUCUAGUUGUGGAUAUUUUUAAACAUCAGAGCUAUGGUCAGACUGUGCCUUAUUUCAGUAGUUUUGCAGAAUAGUGUCAUAAAGUCCCCUUUAGAAAUGAGCUAUGGUUUCUAACUUGAUCAAUGGGUCAUUCAUUUCAAAUGAAUGCCACACAUCGUGCAGAAUCUCUGUGAUCAGAGCAUGAACAAAGAGCAAAAGUGGGAGUCCAGUAACGCAACUUGCAUAUUGGAUGAUUACGAAGAGCAUUAUGCUUUUAACUUCGUGUUUCAAAACUCAUUUCCUUUAAAUGGAACUAUCUGAUAUGUGUAACGACCAAAUUGAGAAACAUGUCUUCUCAACACAAAGAAUUAACAUUUUAUGUGUGUGUAUAUAUACACCGUAUACUAAGGCAUUAAAAACACAAAGGCUAUUGGUUCCAGUAUUCUCUUGUUGCAUUUGUAACACCUUUCAGUACAGCAUAUCGUCACAGCAUUCUAUUUCCUAGACCUUAGGUUAGGUAAGGCUUGUAUUGAGCAGUUCAUGCCGAUUCACUAUGAGUUGCAUUUUUUAUCUUUUUUCAAAGACUCAGCUAUGUGGGAUAGAGAUGGUGGUGCUCACUGUACAUUGAUAUUGUAGAACCUGGUUUCAGCACACGAAGAACUCUGUAAUAUCUUGACACUGUAGCCGUGGACAGAUGUUUGCACACUACAGAAUGCCAGUAUCACUGGCAAAUUCUAAUCCUACUAAAUAAACCAGUAAGGACAAUAAAAACUACAAUGUAUUAACAGUGGGCACCUAUAUUUACAAAGCGUGUGUAUGGAGGUGUAUACCUUUAUCCACAAUUGUGUAAAGCCUCCAGAGGAAAUUCAAAAGCUAGUAGGGAGCUUUUUAAUUUUUAUGAAUUCUCUUAACUUUUGUUAUUACAAGAGGGAGUUGUCCAGCCAAUCUUAUUUACAGACUGUUAUAUUAAUAUGUCUUGAAUAAGGCGUUUUAAGUUUGUUUAAAUGUGAUGGAUUGCUCCUGUCACACAUUUUGAUGUAGACAUUAAUGGAGAACCUUGAAUGGCCUGAACUAGGAAAAUGGACCUAUAGUAUUUUUACUUUAAGAGUGUGGAGUUGAAUACCUGGGCCAGCUGUUGAAAUAGGAUAUUUUAAAGCAAAAUUCUUUUUGGACAAAAUCAUUAAAAUGUUCAGCUUCUGUUAUCUACAGUCCUUGCUUUCAUGAAUUGAAAGUCCAACCUCUUUGCUUAAUAGUUUCAAAGACCUGCAAAAGUAAUAUAAAUAUGAUACCUGGUACAUUUAACUUUAAACCAUCUUUUUACCAUGUAAUGCUGCCUUGAAAGAACCUGAAGUCAAAAGACUGUCCUCAGUCUGAUCUGUAAUUGAACAGCAAAGCAUUGCAGUUACAUGAAAGAACGUACAGGGACAGACCGCGAUCCAUUUUGUUGUAAUGUAUGCCUGGGACACUUCUCUUUAAAGACUUUGUAUGAUUGGAGUUGAGAAUUUUACAAAAUUAUACUGAAAAUGGUGUGAAGGCUCCUUCUGUCUGGUUGCAGCAGUUAUCCUAAGAUGUAAAGAAAAAAAGACUUGAUGUUUGAUAUAUCCUCUAGGUUAAAACGCCAAUGAGAAAACCUCAUCAAACUGUCAACCCCCUGGCCAGUGAGCCAGAGCACCCUGCUUUCCUUUAUGUAUAGCUUGUGAUAUAAUAAAAUCGCAAAAUAAAAAUA
This is a messenger RNA of Lepisosteus oculatus (spotted gar), 5921 nucleotides long. It is a transcript of the gene dedd, whose product is annotated as death effector domain containing. The record is from RefSeq and is a predicted model, not a curated record. Gene Ontology annotation, cellular component: nucleolus. Lineage: Eukaryota; Metazoa; Chordata; Actinopteri; Semionotiformes; Lepisosteidae. Gene Ontology annotation, molecular function: DNA binding; protein binding. Gene Ontology annotation, biological process: extrinsic apoptotic signaling pathway via death domain receptors; regulation of apoptotic process; apoptotic process.